AUGGAAGCUCAAUGGGCGCUGGUCAACCAGGAGUACCCAAACUACGAGGAAGCAGAGGAUGGUUACUGGGGAGUCCUGAAAAUUGGCAGAGUAAUGAUGCUUGCCGAAGAGGAUAAUCCUUCUCUGGCGCCCAUAGUAGCAGCACUGCCCAGUGUCCGCCAGCCUGGGCAGACGGCUUUCCCAGAGGAGCCGAUAAUCUACAACAAUCUCUUCUCCGACGCCGUCGACGACUACUACGCCUACAACGGCAGCUCAACCACGCCACCCUGCAGCGAGCCAGUUGAGUGGCUCGUUUAUUUCUUUCAAGAAGGCAUCUCCAAAUCGCAGUUGGCAGAGUUCCGGAAACUGCAGACCACAAACGGCCCCAUGGUGAACAACUACCGCCAGUUGCAGAAGAGGCUGGACCGCGGCAUCGGACGGGGCGGCAACGAGGCGGUGGGCGUCGCGCGGCAACCCAGUCCGGCCGGCACGGCGCCUCCAAGAGCCACGGAGCAGCGCGGCGCAGCCAACACUAGCUGCCCGCUUCCAGGAUCUGCUGCAGGAGUGCCUGGCCUCGACCGGCACCACACGCCCGUGCUCACCGACCCGCUCUGCUGUUCUGCUUGA
Molecule: messenger RNA, 606 nt
Organism: Schistocerca cancellata (South American locust)
Lineage: Eukaryota; Metazoa; Arthropoda; Insecta; Orthoptera; Acrididae
Product: carbonic anhydrase 6-like
Exons: 4
Coding region: 1-606 (201 amino acids)
Molecular function (GO): carbonate dehydratase activity; zinc ion binding
Source: RefSeq, a predicted model, not a curated record